AUGCCGUUUGUUUUGGUUUGUGGAUUUCCAUCUAGUGGAAAAAGUAAACAAACAGAAGACUUGAGACAUUUCUUAAGUAAAAAUACAGAGAGAACUGUACAUAUCGUAAGCGAUCAUACACUGGGAUUUGACAAGAAUAAAGUAUAUGCAGAUUCAAUUGAAGAGAAAGAAAUUAGGGGAAAAUUAAAGUCUGAGGUACAGAGGCUACUGAACAAAGAUGAUGUGGUCAUUUUAGACUCCCUUAAUUAUAUCAAAGGCUUUCGAUAUGAAUUAUACUGCAUUACAAAAUCUUGUAAAACCCCCCAAUGUGUGAUAUUCUGUGAUAUCAGUAAAGAGAAAGCUACAGAAUGGAACAGUCGAAGAGAACCAGAGACAGACAGAUACACAGACAAAAUUCUGGAGGAGCUGAUGAUGCGGUUUGAGGAACCUAACCCUAACCAGCGCUGGGACAGCCCCCUGUUUGUCGUCCACCCCGAGGACAAACUUCCUUAUGAUCAGAUUACUGACGCUCUCUUUAACAGGAAACCACCGCCACCUAACAUGGCCACACAAAACCAACCUCUCUCCUCCACUAACUUCCUGUAUGAGCUGGACAGAGUAACACAGGACACAGUCUCAACUAUUAUGGAAUCCCAGAAACUGUGUGUGGCAGGAGAUGAUAUUUCUAUACCCGGGGCCACUGAAAAAAUUCACCUUCUUAUUCCAGUCACUCUAGCGGAACUCCAGCGACACAGGCGUCAGUUUAUAACCUACACAAAGAUGCACCCCGUGGAGGACCUCUCUAAAAUCCCCAACAUGUUUGUGCAAUAUAUUAACAACUCAUUGACUUGACAAAGGAAAGCUUCUGAGAUAUAACAAGAAAAACUUGAAAUAAAGAAGGAAUGUUUUCAUGGAGUUACUGCCCCUGAAAUGUAUUUAGAACAUGUAUUUGAUUUUAAUGCAUGAAGCUAAAAUAAAAAAAAACUUUAUGAUAUGAUACUUGUAAUUAUAAAGUAAGAAUUGCCAUUAAUUAUUUUAAUGGAAUUUUGCUGUAAUGGUUGGGUC
Messenger RNA from Saccostrea cuccullata (small rock oyster), 1044 nucleotides. RefSeq names its product protein KTI12 homolog. Gene Ontology annotation, biological process: tRNA wobble uridine modification. The transcript is spliced from 9 exons. The record is from RefSeq and is a predicted model, not a curated record. Lineage: Eukaryota; Metazoa; Mollusca; Bivalvia; Ostreida; Ostreidae. The coding region runs from base 1 to 831 and encodes 276 amino acids.